Messenger RNA from Herpailurus yagouaroundi (jaguarundi), 2005 nucleotides. RefSeq names its product interferon induced protein with tetratricopeptide repeats 2 (gene IFIT2). The transcript has 2 exons. Gene Ontology annotation, cellular component: cytosol. Lineage: Eukaryota; Metazoa; Chordata; Mammalia; Carnivora; Felidae. Gene Ontology annotation, biological process: defense response to virus. Gene Ontology annotation, molecular function: protein binding. Bases 221 to 1630 code for a protein of 469 amino acids. The record is from RefSeq and is a predicted model, not a curated record.
UCAAGGUUCAGUUUCCCUAGGAGUCUUGCCAGUUUCACUUUCCAGUUUCAGUUUCUCUUUCCUCAAGCCAACUGCGGGAGAAAGCGAGGUAAAGAAACCAGGUGAUGCUUCCAUAUAUAGGUCUCCUUAGCAUCUCUCUGAGGCAGAGGAGGAAGAUUUCCGGAGAGCACAGUGGCCUGAGCUGCAGCCUUUCAGAACAGUUGAGAAGUGCCCCGUGAUCAUGAGUGAGACCACCAGAAACACCUUGGAGAGUUGUCUGCGGCAACUUAAAUGCCAUUUCACGUGGAACUUGGUGGAGGGAGGAAAGUCGUUGGAUGACUUUGAAGACGAGGUAUGUAACACAACGGAGUUCCAGAACAACGAAUUCAAAGCCACGGUGUUCAACAUACUGGCCUACAUAAAACACCGCAGAGGCCACGAUGAGGCUGCCCUGGGGUGCCUACAGAGGGCUGAGGAGCUGAUCCAGCGGGAGCACACAGAGCAGGCAGACAUCAGAAGUCUGGUCACCUGGGGAAACUACGCCUGGGUCUACUACCACCUGGGCAGACCCGCAGACGCUCAGAUGUAUGUGGACAAGGUGCGACGGGUAUGCGAGAAGUUCCGCAGCCCCUACAGAAUCGAGAGUCCUGAGAUGGACUGUGAGGAGGGGUGGGCCCGGUUACAGUGUGGAGGAAAGCACAACGAGAGGGCCAAGGUGUGCUUUGAGAAGGCUCUGGAAAGGAAUCCCCAGAACGCAGAAUUCAGCUCUGGCCUGGCCAUCGCGAGCUACCGUCUGGACACCUGGCCGCUGCCUCAGGAUCCUGUCGACCCUCUGAGGCGGGCCAUUCAGCUGAAUCCUGACAACCGGUAUGCGAAAGUGCUCUUGGCUCUGAAACUUCAGGGGAUGAAGGAAGAAGGUGAAGGAGAGAGGCUUGUGGAGGAAGCUUUGGAGGGGGCCCCGUGUGCAACCGACGUGCUUUGUGGAGCAGCGAAGCUGUUUAAAAGAAAAGGAGCCCUAGACAAAGCUAUCGAACUGCUUCUAAAGGCUCUAGAAGGCAUGCCCAACAAUGCCUAUCUGCAUUACUACACUGGGUGCUGCUACAGGGCAAAAGUCCUCGAUAUCCUACAGGACACAGGAAAGAAUGGCAUGUCCUGGAGAAGAGAAAAGUUACAGGAAGCCAUUGAGCAAGCUGUGUAUCAUUUGAAGAGAGUGGAGGAGGCCGAUGCAAACCACCCCUGUGUCUGCUCCUAUCUGGCCUGCCUCUAUGCACAAGCAGGUCAGUACGACGAAGCAGAGUGCUACUUCCAAAAGGAAUUCUGCAAAGAGCUUUCUCCCGUAGCCAAACAAGUCCUCCACCUGCGCUAUGGCAACUUCCAGCUCUACCAGCUGAAGAGCGAGGACAGAGCCAUCCACCAUUUCAUACAGGGUGUGAAAAUAAAGCAGGACUCAAAGGAGACAGAAAAGAUGAAAAAUAAGCUGCAAAAAAUUGCCAGUGUCAGGCUUUCUAAAAACGGGGCGGAUUCUGUCGCUUUGCACCUCUUGGAGUUUCUUCAGGAGCUGGGUACAGAGAUGCGGCCAGCAGAGGAAAAGUCUGAGAGGCAUUUGGAUUCUGGAAGCUUCCUCCCUUCAGCAUCUUCCCCUGAGGAAUGAGGAAUCAGGAUAUGGUGCCCGUGGGAUGGUGACGGGAAGGGAAGCAGAAACCCCUCCACCAAGUAGUUUGUGUUCAAGAUACUUCUCAGCUGGUAUGGCGUAGGCCUGGACCGAGCCACUGGCCACCAGUCUGGACCAGGUUUACAGAGGAACCCACUGCGUAGUGUGUUUACACAUGGAUCACUCAGGCUUUUCUGAGACAGGGACUAGAUUGGAGUAGGGGGGGUGGCCCUGGGACUUGGCAAGAGGGCUAGUUCCGAAUUGACCUCCUGGGAGCACUAUGCAUUGUGACAUUCCCUUAGUCAUCCUCCCUGGGUGAUGCUUUGGGUUUGUCUUUAUGUUUAUAUAAAGCAGCCAGAUUCCUCACAUCUGUAA